ACACACGUUGACUAGCGAUCGUAUUUAGCAAACAAAUUGACCAAGGGGUCUCUUUUAACACAACAGCACUUACCCUGCAGCAGUCAGUCGAGAUCGGAGCACGAAGCGAGCGGGAACACACGUGGAUUCAACCGUUGCCGGAACAGACGGUUAAGGGAAAAUACUUUCAUAAUGUGGAUCGCAGUGCUGGGAAUAUGGGUGGUCGUGUUUGGUGUUUUCCAGUUUAUGAAAUUAGUGCAGAAGAAUGGAUUUGCUAAACAUUUGCCGUUGCUGAAUCCAGCCUAUCCCUUGCUUGGAAAUGGGCUUAUGUUUUUAGGAAAACCGGACCAUGAAAAAUUCCUGAACCUUCGGAAGUUGACUAGCAUUGAUUACCCGUUGACAAGGUUCUACCUGGGUCCGCGGGUCAUGGUUGGCACGACGGAACCGGAAAUUGCCCAACAAAUUCUCACCGAUCCCGCCUGGAUGGACAAGCCGUUCAUCUACGAGUUUUUCGAGCUUCCAUAUGGACUGCUAACGUCAAAAUAUGACAUUUGGAAGAGCCAUCGGAAGGCGCUGAGUCCGGCGUUCAACAUGAAGAUUCUGCAAAGUUUCAUCCCCAUCUUCCAACAAUUUUCACAAAAGCUGGUGGAUGGACUAGCGGCUCAUCCGGAGGGAACAACGAUUGAUAUCGAUGCUGAUGUGACCACGUGCUCCCUGGAGAUUGUGCUGCUGACCACGUUCGGGUUCGAUUCUUCGGUGAUUCACGAGUGCAAGGAGAUUGGCUCCAGUAUUGAACGAUUUUUUCAUCUCAUCUCGAGGCGUGUGAUAAACGUACAUCACUACAAUGAUUUUAUCUACCGCUGGACAAAGGAUUACAAGCAAAGAGAGUCGCUGCGAGCUUACCUGGACAAUUGGGCUAAAUUCUUGCUCAACGGGGUGGCCCAUCGUUACGCCGCACGGUCAACGGAACCAAAAGAGGACGAGGAUGUCAGAAAGCCGAAGAUUUUCGUCGACGAGUUGUACACCAACAAAAUGAUCAAGUUUACAGACAAGGAGCUUAUGGAUCACUCCUUUACGAUGGUCGGCGCCGGAACGGACACGUCCUCUAAUUCGGUGGCCUUUACGCUGCUUUCGCUGGGGAUGUACCCGGAAGUGCAGCAAAAGGUUUACGAGGAGGUGAUGCGGGUCUAUCCGACGGACGAGUCGGAGUUUACGCCGGAAUCGCUGAAGCAGCUCGAGUACAUGGAGAUGGUUAUCAAGGAAACGCUGCGGCUGUUCCCCGUUGGACCGUUGAUUCUGCGCCAAAGUGUGACCGAUUCUACGAUUGCUGGACUGUUUAUACCGAAGGGAAACAUAUUUGGGAUCGAUAUCUUCAACAUGCAUCGCCGGAAGGACAUUUACGGCGAGGACGCGGAUAAGUUCAAUCCGGAACGAUUUUCGCCUGAACGAAGCAAGGACCGGAACCCUUUCUCGUUUUUGGCUUUUUCUGGCGGUGCGAGGGGAUGCAUUGGAAUUCGGUAUGCGAUGAUGAGUAUGAAAAUAAUGGUGGCCUACAUGGUAAAAAACUUUGUCAUCAAAUCAAAACUGAAAAACGAGGAUUUGCGAUUCAAGUUCGACAUUAUACUGCGGGUGCAGAAUGGCUACAUGGUACAGCUUGAAAAGCGGAACAAAGCUCUCUGAAAAGUAAUUCUAGUUAAGUAUAUAGGAAUAGUAAAUCGCUAUGUGAUACACUAAGGUUGUUAUAAUAUCGUCUCAUUUUUUAACCGGCUUGUAUUUUGAAUACCCACGAAAUAAACUUGUCCCUACCACCAUCACUUUUGCGCCU
Messenger RNA from Culex pipiens pallens (northern house mosquito), 1804 nucleotides. RefSeq names its product cytochrome P450 4C1-like. Lineage: Eukaryota; Metazoa; Arthropoda; Insecta; Diptera; Culicidae. The coding region runs from base 172 to 1659 and encodes 495 amino acids. The record is from RefSeq and is a predicted model, not a curated record. The transcript has 4 exons. Gene Ontology annotation, molecular function: iron ion binding; monooxygenase activity; heme binding.